Molecule: messenger RNA, 7186 nt
Organism: Seriola aureovittata
Lineage: Eukaryota; Metazoa; Chordata; Actinopteri; Carangiformes; Carangidae
Gene: raph1b
Product: Ras association (RalGDS/AF-6) and pleckstrin homology domains 1b
Exons: 18
Coding region: 346-5070 (1574 amino acids)
Biological process (GO): signal transduction
Cellular component (GO): plasma membrane; cytosol
Source: RefSeq, a predicted model, not a curated record
ACGACGGAGACGCGCAGCGUGUCUCCUCAUCAGCUCCGGGAGAGAAGAAUGGGAAAGGGAACAGGAUUUUGUAUGUAGACGAGGCAGCGUGUGAAAACAUGAGGACAACGGGCAGUUUUUGACUAGUUAUCUCUUAAAAACAUAUAUAAUUACACAUAUCAUAAUAGGAGUUUUCUUCUUUCCCCCCCGAGUACAGGGAUAUUUGCUCCCAUUGGAAAACACAGGGGAGGAGAGGAGCCUCUUUGUGAAUCCCAUCUGACUGGGAUAAAAGCCCGGUCGCAGAGCGGCGUGGUGGUUUCGCUUGACCUUUCACCUCAAUAGGAAGGAGAGAAAUUCACUUCAGAGAUGGAGCAGGUGUCAGAUGAUGAGUUGGACCAUGGAGCAGAGGAGGACAGCGAUAAGGAGGACCAGGACCUGGACAAGAUGUUUGGAGCCUGGCUGGGAGAGCUGGACAAACUCACACAGAGUCUGGAUGAUGGCAGGCCACAGAAAGCACUGCAGAAGCCUCCUCUCAGACAGGAGACUAACAUGGCCAACUUCUCCUACCGCUUCUCAAUGUACAACAUAAACGAGGCGCUGAACCAGGGCGACACAGUGGACCUGGACGCCCUGAUGGCCGACCUGUGCUCAAUCGAACAGGAGCUCAAUACCAUUUCCAGACCUAACUCCACGGCUCGUGGCCAGAGCAAAGGCCAGCAGAGGGCCCCUGGAGGGCGUAGUGCCAGUACCAAGCACACAGGCACCAGUGGGGGGGGAAGCAGCGGAGGAAGCACCAGUAGCAGUACCCGGGCGUCGCCGGCCAACACAGUACGAGGCGGCAGCGUCAACGCCCGCCCCGCCGCCUCCAACAUCUCCCUGGAUGACAUCACCUCUCAGCUGGAGAAGGCCUCGCUCAGCAUGGACGAAGCGGCUCGUCAGACGUCCUCCUCUUCCUCCUCAUCCUCCUCCUCCUCCUUCUCCUCCACCACGCUCCGACGGCCCUCGUCGGGGUCGUCCGGCGGCGGGCAGCACCGCAGGACGGGCUCAGUGGGCGCAGUCAGCGAGCAGGAAGCUCCGUCCCAGCGGUCCAGUGUAAACUCAGCAUGUGCCUCAGCGUCCAGCAUGGACUCCCUGGACAUUGAUAAAGUGAUGACGGGAGGAGAGAGGGAGGGCCGGAGCAGCCCGAGCACACAAGGACAAAACCAGACCAGCACUGAGCAUGUCACGCUGCGACGGGCCAACGGUAAGCCGGCCAGGCGGCAGCUUGACUUCACCGCACACGUGGGUGAAGUGGAUCGGGCCACUCACUCCUAUCUGGACCGAGAAACCUCACUCAUUCUGAAAAGCAUAGCUGGAAAGCCUUCUCACCUCCUGACCAAGGAGGAGCAAGCUGCCAAACUGAAGGCAGAGAAGAUCCGAGUCGCCCUGGAGAAAAUCAAGGAGGCGCAGGUCAAAAAGCUGGUGAUCAGGGUCCACAUGUCGGACGAGAGCUCCAAGACCAUGAUGGUGGAUGAGAGGCAGACAGUCAGGCAGGUGCUGGACAGCCUGCUGGAUAAGUCGCACUGUGGCUACAGCCCAGACUGGUCGCUUGUGGAAACCAUCACCGAGCUACAGAUGGAGCGUAUUUUUGAGGAUCAUGAGAACUUGGUGGAGAAUCUGUUGAACUGGACCCGGGACAGCCACAACAAACUUAUGUUCAUUGAACGCAUCGAGAAAUACGCUCUUUUCAAGAACCCUCAGAACUACUUAUUGGGGCGGAAGGAGACGUCAGAAAUGGCUGACAGGAAUAAAGAGGCUCUAUUAGAGGAGUGUUUCUGUGGCGGCUCGGUGUCUGUGCCAGAGAUCGAGGGGAUCCUUUGGCUGAAGGAGGACGGGAAGAAGUCGUGGAAGAAGCGUUACUUCCUCCUCAGGGCUUCAGGGAUCUACUACGUCCCAAAGGGCAAAGCCAAGGCGUCCAGAGAUCUUGUGUGCUUCCUGCAGCUGGACCAUGUCAACGUGUAUUACGGGCAGGACUACCGCAGCAAAUACAAGGCUCCUACUGACUACUGCCUGGCCCUGAAGCAUCCACAAAUCCAGAAGAAGUCACAGUACAUCAAGUAUCUGUGCUGUGAUGAUGUCAGGACCCUGCACCAAUGGGUGAAUGGGAUUCGAAUCGCCAAGUACGGAAAGCAGCUAUACGUGAACUACCAGGAAGCAAUGAAGAGGACAGAGGCCGCCUACGAUUGGUCAUCUCUCUCUACCGCCAGCAUCCGAUCCGGCUCCAGCUCUGCCAGCAUACCUGAGUCCCAGUCUAAUCAUUCAGGCCACUCAGACAGUGGUGUGGACACAGGAUCCUCUCAUGGCCGGUCCCAGAGUGUGGUGAGCUCCAUUUUCUCUGAGGCCUGGAAGAGAGGCACCCAGAUCGAGGAAAACUCCAAGAUGAGGAUGGAGGCAUCCAGAGGGGCUACCCUGCCGCAUGCUUCCCACAGUCACCGCCAUCACAGCCAGCAUUCAGUCGACCACCCAGCCCUGACGCCCCCUCCCCAGCCCCAGCCCCAGCCCCAGCCUCCGCCUCAGCCUCAGCCUCCACCACAGCCCCAGCAGCAACACCCACCACAGCCCCAGCAGCAGCACCCACCACAGCCCCAGCAGCAGCACCCACCACAGCCCAUGCACCCAUCAGCGCACCCUCAGAUACCGACCCAGCCACUGCACCAGCACCUGCCUCCCCAGCCUCAGUCUCCUCAACAGGCCCUCCAGCCACCGCCCCAGUCGCCUCAGCGCCCUCAGCAGCCGCCACAGUCUCCACAGCAACAGCGGCAGCAGCGGCAGCAACAGCAGCAGCAGCAGCAGCAGCAGCAACAGCAGCAGCAGCCGCCACCACAGACCAUCAGCAGCUACAACCACAUGCCCCCACAGCAGCAGCAGCAGCAGCCUGCUCCCCAACCCCCGCCUCCUCCGCCACCGCCACCUCCCCCUCCCCCACCGCCAGUUCAGAUGGUGUCACACCACUCGCCGGCCCCCACCAUGUACAAGUACAGCACCAUCACCAGGCUGCAGAACCAGAAGGCCGCCCAGGACGCCAACCACCACAAGCUGCCCCGUCACCUCCACGCCACAGCUCAGCAAGUUCUACCCCCGACCCCGACACCACCCACAGCUUUGGUGUCCAUCAAACCCAAUGUCAAUCACAUUGCGGCAAGGACUAAUGUCCCACCUCCCCCUCCGCCUCCUCCUCCCCCUCCACCAUCCAUGCCAACCCCUGGGUCAGCCAUGGCUGUGUUGAAGCUGGGCCCUCCCAGCCCGGCCGCCCCGCCUGCCUUCAUUCCUCCACCCCCAGCACCUCUAUUUACUGCACAGACCAACGGAGUAGCAUUCCCUCCUCCUCCUCCUCCCCCUCCACCCCCACCUGCACCAGCUCCCAUGAGCCAGCCUGUUUACCCCAGCGGGCUGAAGCAGGUGCUGAAGGAAAGGUUUCCCAGCCCGCCACGGGACCUCCUGACUCCCAAUGGAGACCUUGAGGAGUCCCCACCGCCGGCUCCUGCUCCACCACCCCCGCCUCCUCCACCUCCACCCCCGCCACCACCUCCUCCUCCUCCCCAGCAGUUCCCAGUGCCAGCCCAGUUUCCACCCCCGCCUGCGCCACCACCAGCGCCACCCAAAACCUUCACCCCAGGCUUUGUGCCUCAUACUGCCCCCAAGCCCGUGUCGCCUGUUGCACCGUUCCCUCCUGCCCCACCUCCUGCUGCCUUAGGGGGCCCAACGCCACCACCACCGCCCCCGCCUCCACCUGCACCCUUCAAGAAGCAGUUCAGCCUCCAGGCGGGCCACACCCCCAGCCACCCCCCUCCGACUUUGCCCAAGCAACACAGCCUGUCUAAACCACCGCCCAUUUCCACGGGAGCCCCUCCCACCAUGUCUUUGGUGAAACAACUGGCAAGUCAGUUUCCCGGAGCUUCAUCCCAGGUAGCCAAUCACACAGAGAGCCCCAAAGCCCCCCUCUCCCCACCUGCAGUCAAGACCAAACCAAAAUGGCAGCCAGGGGGGGGCCAGCAGUCGCAGUCUCCGGAGUUCCCUCCUCCUCCUCCAGACAGCAACGCUGGCUUCCCCGCUCCACCCCCUCCUCCGCCGCCUCCUCCAGCACCUGUUACGGGCCCGACUCCGCCCCCUCCUCCCCUCCCUCCUGGAAACCUGGGCUCCCCCAUGAGGAGGUCCCCCUCUGGCUCCUUCAAUUUUGGAGGCAAGAAACCUCCUCCCACCCCUCAGAGGAACUCCAGCAUCAAGGACAACGCCUCAGCCUCCUAUGAGGAAUCCAGGAGGAACUUACUCAGUAAGUUUGCUCCGCAAGGCAACACCUCUCCUUCCUCACCAUGUCCCGCCUCCUCCUCUACUGGAUCCCCCUCCAAGGACCACUCAGCUGGACCCCCUGCUCCCCCAAAACCAGGCAAGCUCAACCUGUCCAACCUGCCCCUGGCACUCCAGGCCAAAGUGGGCCAGGCGAAGCAGUCCAGCGGCGACUUCCCUUCCCCACCACCUGAGUGCGCCUACUUCCCUCCUCCUCCCCCGGCCUCGGAGCUCUUUCCCCCUCCUCCUCCUCCUCCUGGCAGUGAUGGCCAUAGCGGCGGACCUCCGAGGGUAGCCGUGGUCAACCCCCAGCCCCAAGCUCCGCCUCCUCCGCCACCCGUCUCCCUCGUCAGCAACUCAACAUGGGGAAAGAGCUCACUGAAAAAGACCCCUCCACCCACACUGGCGCGACGUAGUAACACCACCCCGGAGCCCCCUCCACUCUCGCCGCCUCCACCCACCUCCCCGAAGGGCAGCUCGGGCCAGCCCAAUUUCCUGGAGGACCUCAACCGGACACUGAAGCGAAAGUCGGUGGGUCGCCAGGGUUCUCUCAACUCUGCCGGCCUCUCUGGGAAGCUGGACCCCGCAGGGACCAUGGACGACAUGGCGCUGCCUCCGCCGCCCCCCGAGCUGCUCGGGGACCAAGGAAAGCAAAGCAACGGAGGAAACGGUGGCUACAUGUCCGGAAACAUCUCAGGCUAUGCAACACUACGACGAGGACCCCCACCUGCACCACCCAAACGGGGGGACACCACCAAACUUACUUGAGAGUGUCGAACUUGGAGAUCAGGACGCGACGAAGAUGGAUGAAAAAAGACAAUGAAAGAAUAUAUGGACGUGAACUGGGAGCGAGUUCCUGGACUCCUUCUGUCCUCUUCACAACAAUAAAUAGAUGACUGUGUAUAUACGAAAACCCAAACCAGACCGUGGUCAAUUAGUGUUUGCUAAUUAUUGCAUUUUUUUCCUUUUUUUUGAACACGCUUGGCAUUCUGGGUCAGUGGGGUUUACAAUAGUGGGACAAUUAAGACUGGAGCAGGUAAGUUUGAGGUCGUAGAAAAGAACAUUUCUGCGAUUCUCUAAACUCUCUGGAACAUAUUGUAUCGCCCGGUAUGGUAAACCCCACCCAUCCUGGUGCACCAAGCAGAUUCAAAUAAACACUAAUAAGAAUUGUGCAAAUAUUACUGGAUCCAGGUCUGAGCCAAACCAUGUAUCUGCUUCUUUGCCAUAAGUUUGUGCCACGUACUGGAGACAAAAGAAAAAAAAAAACCCAACAAAACAACAACAACAACAACAACAAAAAAAACCAUGGAAACAAAAACACAUCAGGAUCUUUCUGCUUUGAUACUGCAUGGACCUCAUGUAACAACAAGCUGUAAAACACGAAGCUGUUCUAGCGUGUGUGCAUGUGCAAGAGAGAGAGAGAGACACUGAGACUGAAUAUGCAUACAUGCAUCGCGUGCAUGCAUGUAUGUGUGACUACAUGGCGGCGAAGUAGUUAAGCAUUAGGAAAGGCCUUUGUGGAGCGGUUUGCUUUUAUAUGAAAUUAUUUAAUGAUUGAUAAAUGGAAGGAUUUUUUUUACAAGUCUGUCUUUUAAAUAGCUGGUCAACUAAAAGUCUAGAGAGGAUCAAAACAGUAGGGCACAAUGGAAUGUAUAUGGAAGGCGUAUUUAAGACACAAUGAAUCACACACACAUGAAGGUAAUGAUUCAGUAGUACAACGACUACAGCUAAAACUUAAAAAAAAAAAAAAAAAAAUGUGUUGUCUCAAACAUUUCUAGACUGUUUCACCACUUGGCAAAUGCAAAUCAGAAGGAAGCCUUAUUCCCAAAGUCUUGCACAGAGGUCAAAGCGGAGAGGAGAUUUCUUCCAAAAGGCUCAGCAGAGUCUGGACUGUGCAACUGGAGUAAAACUAUGCUUUUUUUUUUGUUUUUAAUUUAAUGCAAACUUAUAAUGGACUUGUGUAAACGGAGAGGGAGGCCUGUGGUGGUGUAUCUUCGUGGACUGUGUGAGUUCCCUGUGCGUUGGCUUGAUUUUAUUUUAUUUUAUUUAGAUUUUUUGGACCUUUUUAUCCUUCAGUUUGUAUCUGUACAGUUGCAGCUGCUAACCCCCGUUACCGUUGGUUCCCCCCGCCGCCGUCGCCUUCUUAAAUCACACGGUGUCACGAUCCGGGAAGUAGUAAGAAGUACGGAUUGGAUUUCGGCCCGGUGAAGUGUGCUCAUCCCGUUGAAAAAGACACAUUCGUCUGGUUAAUGUACAGCGCAUUAAAUCAUGUAGUCAAUAACAGAAAUCAUCUGAGUGGCAUUAGACUGAAUGUUGCUUUCAACUUUGUGUGUCUGUCGUAUCUUGUUUCUUCAUGGUGCCAUUACUGCUUCAGCCCUCAGUGCACGGGGACUGAGGUUAUCUCUUGGUUUUUGUAUCUAGAGAGCGGAUCAUGAAGGGUUUUAAUUCCUAUGGCUGCAAUGCCUUCAUUUUUAGGGUGCUAGCGCUUCAAGGAGCUCAAAUCUCAACAUGUUCCUCGUGUGCCGGGAUGAUCAUAUCAUGAAUAUUUCACACCGUUUUAAACUGGUUUUCAAUUGGCUUUAGUGUGGGAAACGCUUGCUGUGGAGAAGGAGCUCAGAGGAGUGAUUAUAUCCAUGGUGGAUUCCUCCAGCCACAGCCGUGUGAUUGCCACAUGAAGGCAGUUGUACCAUUUCCUAUAACUGAGUAUCAUCAUCCGUAACAAGAUUGUUUGCUACAGUACAGUAUGUAAGUUAUUGGUGUGCUGAUGUGAACAUAUGGGGCCAAAAAUUAAAUAGAACUGAAAUGAAGAAAAAUGGUUACAGAUGGAGUAAACGUGUCCUCUUGCAUAUAAACUGCAAAUCACAAUAUAAAUGUUGAAACCAGA